UAUUCAGCAUUUGAUUGGUUUAUUUUCAGGAGCUGUUUUAAAUGCAAUGGCCACCUGGAAGAUCAUAUCUGCCGAUGUGGGAUACAAAGGGACACAACUCAAGAUGACUGUUUUACUGGAAGGAGGUCAGAAAGCUGUUUUCAAACCAAAAUGGUUUUCUCGAGAUCAUGUGAUUGAAGGACCACCAUAUGCUGGUCAGGAUCGACAUAAUGGAGAAAUUGCUGCUUUUCAUCUUGGAAGAUUGUUGGACUUUCGUAGAACGCCUCUGGCAGUAGGUCGUGUUGUUAACCUGGAGACUGAGAUUAAGCCUGUUGCUAAGCAACAGUUGCUACAGACAUUUUUCAAACGAGGAAAUAAUACAUGUUUCUAUGGAAAAUGUUAUUAUUGCAAGGGUGAGGAGACGGGAUUAUGUGGUAAUGGGGUAUAUAUGGAGGGAACAAUAGUUCUGUGGUUACCAGAUACGGUCACUUUAAAACUACAUCGGCACCCGUGGUCAAGAACUUACAGAAAUGGGGUAUCUGCUCAAUGGGAGAAAGACGAUAAUUAUUGUCAUGGAACAGUUCUGACAAAACCAUUGUUUCAAGAAGGUCCUCGACUGCUCGACAUUAUCGACACAGUCGUGUUUGAUUAUAUCAUAGGAAAUGCGGACAGACAUCAUUACGAAACUUUAGGCGAUGAUCAAUACGCUGUAAUGCUAAUAUUAGAUAAUGCAAAAAGUUAUGGUAAUCCACAUUAUGAUGAAAGAUCAAUAUUAGCUCCUCUCUAUCAGUGUUGCAGGAUAAGAGAGUCAACAUGGUUGAGAUUACAUAUGUAUGUAGAAGGUUUACUCAGCGAAGUUAUCGAGUCGGUUAUGUCCACAGAUCCUAUCGCCCCUGUGAUCUCCCGUCAUCAUCUACGUGCCAUGGAUCGUAGAUUAUCUACAAUUAUCGAGACUGUUAAAUCUUGCUUUACUGUAUUUAGCGUUAACGAAGUGCUUAUAAAGAAUAGAUAGCAGUAAUUGUC
Ruditapes philippinarum (Manila clam) is the source of this 1002-nucleotide messenger RNA. Its product is annotated as glycosaminoglycan xylosylkinase-like. Gene Ontology annotation, molecular function: phosphotransferase activity, alcohol group as acceptor. Bases 47 to 991 code for a protein of 314 amino acids. NCBI's taxonomy places the organism in Eukaryota, Metazoa, Mollusca, Bivalvia, Venerida, Veneridae. The transcript is spliced from 7 exons. Gene Ontology annotation, cellular component: Golgi apparatus. The record is from RefSeq and is a predicted model, not a curated record. Gene Ontology annotation, biological process: protein phosphorylation.